Messenger RNA from Pestalotiopsis fici W106-1, 1122 nucleotides. RefSeq lists its product as uncharacterized. Gene Ontology annotation, biological process: ubiquinone biosynthetic process. NCBI's taxonomy places the organism in Eukaryota, Fungi, Ascomycota, Sordariomycetes, Amphisphaeriales, Sporocadaceae. The transcript has a single exon. Gene Ontology annotation, cellular component: mitochondrial inner membrane. Gene Ontology annotation, molecular function: 4-hydroxybenzoate polyprenyltransferase activity. The coding region runs from base 1 to 1122 and encodes 373 amino acids. The record is from RefSeq and is a predicted model, not a curated record.
AUGGCGGCCGGUUCUCAGGCAGUAACCAAUACUGAAAAGUGCGCAGCACAUAAAAAGACUACCACGACUGCGCUUUCACAGCAAUAUGGAGGCAAACACACCGGCCGCUGGGUGUCGAGACUCCCAGAGUCCUGGAUUCCCUACGUGCAGCUGGCUCGGCUGAGCCCCCCGGCCGGGUUGGCACUGAUAUAUUUCCCACACCUCUUUGGCGCGCUGCUGGCAGCUAUCCUGAAGGACGCUCCUCCCAUGGAGCUUCUGCGGGCGUGCAUGGUCCUGUUGCCCUGGAGUCUCUUCUUCUCCAACGCAGCGCACGCCUGGAACGACUUGGCCGACGCCCCGCUUGAUGCGCUGGUCGCGCGGACCCAGCAGCGUCCCAUCCCCCGGGGCGCCGUGUCCAGCCGCGGCGCCGCCAUUUUUGCGGCUUCCCAGGCGAUACUCGGCGUUGCCGUAUUGCGUCUCGGCAUACCCGGCCGCGCCGCGGAAUCAGCUUCGCACUACAUUCUGCCAAACGCCUUGGCGACAUUGUACUAUCCCUAUGCCAAGCGCCACACGCAUCUGGCCCAGUUCGUGCUGGGAUCUUGUCUAGCCUGGGGCGUCAUUGUCGGCUGUGUCGCCAUGAACUACGAGCCGUUUGCCAUUGAGCCCUUUCUGACCAUGCCCACCACGGCCAGUCCGGCCUGGUCACCAUUCCCAUCCGUGCGUGUCUCGCCACCCGUGGUUUAUCUCGUGCUUGCCUGCGUUUGCUGGACCGCGAUAUACGAUUCAAUCUAUGCUCACCAGGAUCUGGUCGACGACAAGAGGCUUGGGCUGCGCAGCAUGGCUGUGCUGCUGGGUGAUCGGUACACCAAGCCCGGGCUGUCCGUCCUACUGUGUGGCCAGCUGGCACUGUUGGUAGCCUGCGGUGCCUCAUCGGAGGGAAUUUGGCCGUACUAUACCAUAAUUGCUACCAGUGGAUGUGCAAUUUCUCUGGGAUGCAUGAUUGCAUUCGUCAAGCUGAAGGAUUCAGGGAGCUGCUGGUGGUGGUUCGGUCACGGGUUCUGGACGGCGGGCUUUUCCAUCACUGGCGCGCUAGCCGCCGAGUAUUUCGGGCGACGCCUGUCACUGCAUCAGCUCUGGCCUUGA